AUGAUGAUUACUGAAUUUACAGAUGAAGUUCUUAGUGGAAUCAAAUGUGAAUCAAAGAGUUCAAGGAAUAAAUCCUUUGUUGAAGCGCAAAUGCAGAGUGAUCCAUACAAGAUUUAUCAUCGUGGUACACAGUCGAAAAGGUAUAAAACUCAAGAGAUUCAAACAGACUGGCUUCAUCAAGAUGAAGAAUUAAACAAUACUGACAAUAAAAACGACUCUACAAAUCAGCGUGAGAAAGAAACAAAAUUAAUUAACUUCCUGAAACGCGUCGAACCAAUCAUAACAAAAGAAAUAGAAAACAAUAUAACCUCUAAGGCAUUUAAACGACUGGAGUCAAGAAAAAUAUUUAAUAGGGUUGAUGCGUUGGAAAAGUAUACGCUAAUACUGGAUAACGCUAAAGAGGACAAGUUAUCUGUUACAGGACUAUCAUGGAAUUCAACUGGAGCAUUGCUGGCAAUAUCUUAUGGAUCAAUAUGUCAUACUGACUGGUGUACACAUGUUGGUUAUGCAGCACUUUGGAAUGUGACAAGUAGUACACUGGAGUUGAAUAAUCCUAAGCACAAAUAUACAACGAAUAGUUGUUUAAUGUGUAUAAAAUGUCAUCCAACAAUUCCAUCUUUGUUAGCUGGUGGAACAUAUACAGGUAAUAUAGUGAUCUGGGAUCUUUCACGUGGAAAUGAUUAUAUGCUAACUAACACUGAAGGUACUACACCAAUCGGUCAUAAAGAUUGUAUUAAUCAAAUUGAAUGGAUAUCAAACUACCUACAAUCAGAUUUUCAAAGUUUAAGCUUAAACAAUAUGAAAAAUAUUCACAUCAAAAGUUAUCGACUACUUACAGCUGGUAGUGAUGGUAGAAUUAUAUGUUGGCAGAUUGAUCUGCAUCCUCCAGAAAAAGUAAAUUGUAUUAAAAUUUUUCAGAUAAGAAAUAAAGAUCAAACUUCUCUACCAGUGUACAGUUACUCGAAUUCACUGAAUCAUUCAACUCUUCGAUCAAAUUUAUCAGAUUUAAAUAAUGAAAGAUCUGUGAAUAUUACUUGUCUUUCUAUAUCCAAAAAUAAUCCAGAUAAAUUUAUUGUGGGCACUGAAGUUGGAGGUUUACUAAUAUGUGAAAUGGAUUCUGUUAACUGGAAUGGAACUGACAAAGAAUCUGUAAACGAGUAUAUACAAUCACCGGUAAAAUUUUCAUUAGCUCGUCAAGUUGGUCCAAUUUACUCAGUCGAUUGGAGUGCAUUUCAUCAUAAUCUUAUUCUUUCAUGUGGAUUAAAUCAAGGUGUACAAAUUUUUAAUGUAUUACAAAAAUCACCUUUAAUAAAUAUUAAUCCAUGUGAAGGUUUAAUAUCAGAGGCUAAAUUUUCCCCCCACCAUCGAAAUAUUUUCAUUUGUAUUACUGAAUUCAAUCAAAUACUCAUCUAUGAUUUAGCUGAUGAUGAUGAUAAUGAUGGUGGUGGAAUGCAGAUACAAAUGACUACCAUGGAAGAUGUCGAUAAGGAGUAUAAUUUCCAGCCUACACUAAUGCAUACACUCAACUCUCAGACAGACAAUACUAAUCAAGGCUCACUUAUAACUGUAGAAUUUAAUCAUAAAAGUUCCAGACUUUUAGCUACUGGAAGCACUGAUGGAAACACUUAUAUCUGGGAUCUGGGCACUUUAAUGAAUGAAUUAUCACCGAAAAUAACUUAA
This is a messenger RNA of Trichobilharzia szidati, 1680 nucleotides long. The record is from the annotation of a GenBank genome assembly. NCBI's taxonomy places the organism in Eukaryota, Metazoa, Platyhelminthes, Trematoda, Strigeidida, Schistosomatidae.